AUGAUCGUCCGAUAUUAUAAGAGUUUUUCAGCAAAGCGAAUUUAUAUAUGUCCUUAUCCCGGAUGUACUUUGCGCACGAACAAUUUCCAGCGAUAUAUAAAUCACAGGAAAACACACGCCAAACCAUUUGUUUACCAGUGCAAAGAACCCAAUUGUGGGCAAAACUACAGUUAUAGCAGAACACUUGGCUAUCACAAGAAAACAAAACAUCAGCCAUCGUAUAAAUUUUUAAAAUAA
This is a messenger RNA of Loa loa (African eye worm), 237 nucleotides long. Its product is annotated as zinc finger protein. The transcript has a single exon. The coding region runs from base 1 to 237 and encodes 78 amino acids. The record is from RefSeq and is a predicted model, not a curated record. NCBI's taxonomy places the organism in Eukaryota, Metazoa, Nematoda, Chromadorea, Rhabditida, Onchocercidae.